AUGGAAUUUCUCCAGCUGUUUUUUUCACAACUUUCUUCUACUUGUGAAUUUAGUCCCCAUAUCUUUACUUCAUUUGAAGAUAUAUUGGAAAUUUUAAAUAGUAUUGCUGAUACAGGAAUUCAAACAAAAUGUACAGUUGUUCUCCAAUUUGGUGAAGAUCUGAUUUGUUAUAUUAAUAACCAUUUGCUACCAUUUCACUUUCGUUUAAAGAUUGUCAAGUACACUAACUUAUUGUUUGAAAGAUGUCCUACAUAUGUGAAAGAUUGUUUAUAUGCAAAGACAUCAUAUAAAAAAAACUUAAAAAAUGCUCUGAAAUUAAUUUCUUCAAUUGGAGAUUAUGAAUUUCAAGUGGGCAUCAUUGAGUGUGUGUUUCGUGCUAUAUCAAAGCAGAAAAGAGUUGAAGCCUUAAAUGCCUUGUGUCCACCAGCAAUACUCUCUUCUAUUCUGGCCAUUAAAGAUGAACAUUUUGAAGCUGAUUGUCGAAGAGUUUUGAAUACUUUCAAUAGUCGACAAGGUGCCCACCAGAGAGUAUUUUCAAUUCCUUGCCUUGGUAUUACACUUGGAAACUUACAGCUUCACAAACCCAAAGAUGACAACUACAAAGAAUUCUGGAUUGACUUCAAUACAACUAGCAAGCGUAUUUCAUUCUACUGCAGUCAAAUUGUUGAUAAUGAAGAUCCUCAGGAGACAGAUGAAGACAUAUGGGAAACUGUUUGCAUUUUAAAAGAUUAUGUUCAAGAGAUUUUCUCAAAUGAUGAUGAUGACAUUUUAACUGUCCAGUUCACAUUUUUGCCAUUGUCACUAGAACUGAUUCCUGGUUUGACUCUUGAGAAGUCUUCUUUCAUCAAGAUCUCGUUUAAAGAUAAGGAUGCAGUUAUGAAAGCUAUUCAAGAAAUAUUUUGUAAUCAAAAGUGCUCAAUUGCAAAGAACCAAAUAUGCAUAAAGGAAAACAAAAAAACAUUUCCAUCAAAAGCAUUCAUUCCUUCUGCAGAUGUUGAACAAGAUGAUUUCGACAAAGAUACAGCUCAAUCUACGGUGUCCAGCCAUCAAAGUGCAUCAAGAAGUGUGAGAAAAAGUUCUGUUCCUUCAGAAAUUAUGUCCAGCCAGCACUCAACUGAUGGCAGAUAUUGUGAAGUUAGCGCUAUUAGGAUCUGUCAGCAGUUUCCAAGCCCAGAGACUUUAAAUCAUGCCCAAAUUCUUAAAAAAACUGCUUCUACCCAGAUACCCGGAGCGAAAGUUAACAAUGAAGCAGUGAAACAAAAGCAAAAAAAAAUAUACAAAAAUAUUUCACAGAAACAUGAUAAAAAAGAACAAAAGCAAGAACCUGUAUCUUCACCUUUUAUGAUAACUGCAGAGAUGAGCUUUGUAUCUCAUUCUCUAUCCACUAAAAAGACCAAUUCAGAUAAAAAUAUCUCAUCAAAAAUAAACAACUAUGAGACAAAAACUACAACAUCUCGAAAAGGCAGAAGACUCGGAUCAUUUGAGGCACUUGAUCUACUACCUCAGAAUUAUCCACUUCCAAAAGAAUCAACAAAAGCUGAUGAGGUUACACUCAUUCCAGACUCACUUCCCAUACAAAACAACAGAAACAAACCAGAAGACCAACCUAAACUAACUGGUCCAACAAAAUCUUUAUCCAAGAAGACACUGGCUGUUGACAGUGGCAUAUCAUCCAGCAAUAAUUCACCUGCCUGUAUGAAUGAAUUGCCUUCUACUACACUGAAAAAAAGAUGUUCUCAACCUCAAAGAAAUUUCUAUUCUACCAAACAAGCAAUAUGUCACCUAAAAAGAGAUCCAAAGCAAAAAUGGAAAAAUCUAAAUUUACUGGAAAUAUCUCUUUGCUCAUCCUUCUCUGAAUCAGGAUAUGAAAAUAAGCCAAAGAAAAAGAAGAACCCUGCAGUUAAUCAAACUACAAAUAUUCUGCACAAUAAUUCUGUUAACAAUUUGUUUGACCAAGAAGAUCAAAUGAAGGAAACUGCAGAAUCCACAUGUAAUACCAGCCACACACAGCAAAGUGAAAUCAGCUGGAUUAAUCCUAAAAAGUCUAAAUCUCCAAAGAUUCAUGUUGAAAAAACUUAUGCCAUCAAGAAACAGACUUCUUAUUAUGGAUCAUAUGCUUGCAUACCAAAGCGUAAACGCAAUGACAGCACUAAAGACAAAACAAGAAAUGACACAAAACAAACAAAGGACCCAUUUACCAAAGAACUAUGCCCCAAAGAAAUCAGCUGCAAUGCUUCUCCUGAACUAAAUGGCAAAACCGAUCAUGAUUUUUCUAAGUCAUUUGGUACUUACAGCCCACAACAUCCUAAAAAUAGCCAUGACAAAGCAAAAUUUUCUCUUAGUUCAGAUUGGCAAAUGAACAAAAAAACUAAAAAGAAAAAAACAUGCAUGAAGGAACCCAUUUUCUCUGAUAGUAUUGAAAUACAAAGAGCAGACUCCUUUGUUAUGUUUCCAGAAGAUUCAAAACUCAACAUCAACAUUUCAAAGGCAGAAUUCACACUCCAGGGAAGCAGCAGCCAUCCAACAUACAGCUUUAGUAACAAAUCAAAUUUUUCAGAUUUUGAAAUGACUUUCUCUAGUGCAGAAGAUCCAAAGCUUCUUCUACCUACUCCUGGUACUGACAGUUCAUUUCAGUCUCUAAAGAAUGACCCCAUCAUUAAUGAUGGCUCCAAAUUGAUGCUCUCUCCUUCACCUUAUUUGACCAUUGAUGACCUAAAGAGUAACAGACCAGACCAAGACAUAAAUGAGUCAAAUAAAAAUCAAUUUGGACUAACACACACUGACACAUCAUUUAAGGAUACCAAACUUGAAGAUAUAAGCCACAGUACUCCUGUGAAGGAGCUCUCACCUUUGUUCUAUACAGAAGGUGAUUACAAAUCAAAAGCAGGUUUCAGGAAAAGUCUUUUCUCAGAUCCCAAGUCAGACAGUAGUAAUGAAUCCCAAAAGUCUUCUCUUCCUUCCCCAAUUGCUACAAAUAGAUUCCUCAUUCAUGGAAGAUCUUUGAAAAAGGUUGAAUACAAUGCAAAACCUAACCUCUGUUCAUCUUUGUCUAUCUCAGACAAAUCUGUCAAUAUGGCUUCAAGUGAUGACAACUCCCAUGAUAGCAGCCAUGAAGAAAGUUCAAGAAAUGAUAUUAGAUCCUAUGAUUUCUCUGUGCAGUCUGACAAAUCAUUUCACUAUCAGAAAGCACCCUCUAUGACUUAUAAUGAUGAUAAUAUUAAAAAUAUUGUUCAAUCUUUUUCUGAAGAUAUGAAAAAGUCUAUUCAGACAAAACAGUCUAAGAUGUCAGCUGCUGUUGAGGAUGUUUUAAAAAGUACCCAAAAAUCUCUCAGCAAAAUAUGUGAAAAGGAUGUACUCAAAAGGUCUGAUGUUCAUAAUGAGUUUGAUCAAAAAAUUCAGCAGGUGAUGGAUGAACUUGAAGCUAGUACAACAGCUUAUGAAAAACAAAAAAAGAAAGUUUUGGAUUAUUUCCAAGAGCAGCUCAAGGACAUGCAAAAGUUGAAGGAUAUACAGCAAAAGAGUUUAAAGAAAUUGAAGAUGAUAAAUUCUCUCCAUCAUCAAGCAAUCAGUUUUCAUGGGAAUUCCAACAAUGCACAACAUCAGGUUCAAACCGUUAUGAAAAACCAAAUGCAAAGGCUCCAGAACAAGCUUCUUGAUCAAGCUAGGCAGCAGGAGAUGCAACAAGUGAAAAGUCAGCUACAUAAAAUGUUACUUUAA
Molecule: messenger RNA, 3717 nt
Organism: Acanthosepion pharaonis
Lineage: Eukaryota; Metazoa; Mollusca; Cephalopoda; Sepiida; Sepiidae
Source: the annotation of a GenBank genome assembly